GCGCCGCGCACAGCAUGGCCGGCUUUGCCGAUCUGAACCUCCCGCAGGGGCUGGACAAGAAGUCCCUGCAGAGCUUGCUAGACGCUGCAGCGCACUUGGGAUAUUCUGCAGUUGCUCUUAAUCAUGUCAUCGAUUUUAAAGAAAAGAAACAGGAAAUCAUCAAGCCAGUAUCUCUUUCGGAGUUGUUUCCAUCUUUGCCUAUUGUACAAGGGACAUCUAAGAGAAUUAAAGUAUUAACCCGGCUGACACUUGUUGUUUCUGAUCCUUCCCACUGCAAUAUCUUGAGGUCCACGUCUGCAAAUAUCAGGUUAUUUGACAUCAUAGCAGUAUUUCCAAAGACUGAGAAACUGUUCCAUAUUGCUUGCACAACUCUAGAUGUGGACCUGGUGUGCAUAAAUGUGACAGAAAAGCUGCCGUUCUACUUCCGAAGGCCCCCUGUGAAUAUGGCAAUAGAUCGAGGCAUUUACUUUGAACUUCUUUACACGCCUGCCAUCAAAGACUCCACAAUGAGAAGAUACACAGUUUCAAAUGCACUCAGCCUGAUGCAGAUCUGCAAAGGGAAGAACAUUGUUAUAUCUAGUGCGGCUGAAAGGCCUCUAGAACUACGAGGUCCUUAUGAUGUGGCUAAUCUAGGUUUGCUGUUUGGGCUGUCAGAAAGCGAAGCCAAGGCAGCUGUGUCUACCAACUGCAGAGCCACCAUACUUCACGGAGAAACUCGGAAGAGUGCCUGUGGCAUAGUGUACACAGUGAAGAAGCCUCGUAAGGUUGAGGAGGAAGAAACAACGCUGCCAGCCUUCAAAAAGGCUAAAACUCAAGCUUGAUGACUGAGCCAAUUGUCAACAGGAGCU
Dryobates pubescens (Downy woodpecker) is the source of this 848-nucleotide messenger RNA. It is a transcript of the gene RPP30, whose product is annotated as ribonuclease P/MRP subunit p30. The transcript has 11 exons. Gene Ontology annotation, biological process: tRNA processing; translation. Gene Ontology annotation, molecular function: RNA binding; structural constituent of ribosome. NCBI's taxonomy places the organism in Eukaryota, Metazoa, Chordata, Aves, Piciformes, Picidae. Gene Ontology annotation, cellular component: nucleolar ribonuclease P complex; ribosome. The record is from RefSeq and is a predicted model, not a curated record. Bases 15 to 821 code for a protein of 268 amino acids.